This is a messenger RNA of Pseudomassariella vexata, 1616 nucleotides long. RefSeq lists its product as uncharacterized. The transcript has a single exon. Lineage: Eukaryota; Fungi; Ascomycota; Sordariomycetes; Amphisphaeriales; Pseudomassariaceae. Gene Ontology annotation, biological process: steroid biosynthetic process. The coding region runs from base 357 to 1499 and encodes 380 amino acids. The record is from RefSeq and is a predicted model, not a curated record. Gene Ontology annotation, molecular function: 3-beta-hydroxy-Delta5-steroid dehydrogenase (NAD+) activity.
GCCAAUUGAUUAAACACCUGUAGAUGUAAACCUGAUUGUUAUAUUCCGGUACUGGACUCCCAUGUAACCACUGGCGUCAAUGACGCAACUCAAACAAAAAAUGGAACAAUUACAUUCCCAAUGGCAGGAAACAACAGCCACCGACCCCUGUCCCUGCUCUAGCGGGCUGGGCUGGCUUGAUCCACUCCUCUUUCCGUUAAAUUGUUCCAAUCCAAUUAAGUUGCCUCCAGUAAGUCAAUGGGCUGUCCUUCCUCAUCAGGGUCCCCACGCAACAACCGGUCGCAGUCAACAACAGUCUCUCUCCAUACCUCACUUCGCAACCUCGAUACCCGCUGAAGCCAUUCAAGCUCGACAAGAUGGCCACUACCACCACCAAACCCCCCUCUAACCACACCGCCUUAGGCCGCGUCCUCAUAAUCGGCGGCUGCGGCUUCCUCGGCCAUCACGUCGUCUCCCUCCUCCUACGCGACUGGCAAGCCCAAAUCAGCGUCAUCGACCUGCGCUGUGAGCGCAACCGGCGCCCGGCCUCCGACGGCGUGUCCUACCAUGAAGCCGACAUUACGGACGCCGACAACCUGCUCAAACUCUUCGGCAAGAUUCAGCCCGACGUCGUGAUCCACACCGCCUCCCCACCCGCGCAGGGCGGCAGCGCGGUGUCCGAUGCGUUGUUCCAAAAGGUGAAUGUCGAGGGAACGCGGGCGGUGGUAGCUGCGUGUCGUGGAGCGGGAGUGAAAGCGCUGGUGUUUACCAGCAGCGCGAGUAUCAUGAGCGAUAACAAGAAUGACCUGGUGAACGCGAACGAGACAUGGCCUGUGAUCCGCGGCAAGGAGCAGACGGAGUACUACAGCGAGACAAAAGCAGCGGCGGAGGAGCUAGUUCUGGCGGCGAACCGGGCCGAAGACGGCGCAGGCCUUUUGACGGUGUCGAUCCGGCCCGCGGGCAUUUUCGGUGAGGGGGAUGUUCAGAAUGUGUACCAUCUGGUCAACAUCUACAAACAGGGACGGACGAACGUCCAGGUCGGGAACAAUGAGAAUUUGUUCGAUUUCACCUACGUCGAGAAUAUAGCGCAUGCCCAUCUACUUGCAGCGCGCGCGCUCCUCGUCACAUCGCAGAGCCAGACGACGCCGCUGGACUACGAGCGUGUCGACGGCGAGGCGUUUAUCGUCACGAACGGCGAGCCCGUCUACUUCUGGGACUACGCACGGGCGAUAUGGGCGGCGGCCGGGAGCGACAAGGGAACGGCGCACGUGUGGACUUUGGGGCGGGAGAUGGGUAUGGUGUUGGGGCUGAUGAGCGAGCUGGUAUUCGCAGCUUUGCAGAAGCCGCCGACGUUCAAUCGCCAGCGCAUUGCGUAUAGUUGCAUGACAAGGUACUACGACAUUACCAAGGCGCGAAGGAGAUUAGGCUACAAGCCGCUCGUGAGUCUGAGUGACGGGGUCAGGAAAACGGUCAAGUGGACACUGGAGGCGCAGCAGGAGGCAGUUGGAGGAAAGUUGUAGCUCUGACGUUUGUCUCUGGGACUACGAAGAGUCCUCCGUGUACCAUAAUCCAGGGGCUGUAGUCAUUGAAAACCCUCGAUAUGUGCUCCCCGAGGUAGCUAUUGCAUGUAGAAUAAU